GCUGAUCCGCGAACAGACAUAGUCCCGGCGCAUAAAGUUGAAUCGAUGUCCGAUGACAAAAAGAUCGCGCGCAAGUUGGCAGACACCAAACGUCUAGAAAUAGAUCAUUUUGUUUGCCGCGGCAGUUUGGUUUUCGUGUUCGCGUGCAUUCCAACCUUCGAACCGUGUUUGAGGCAUAUAAAGUCUUUAGAUAGGUACAACAGGUAGUGCCGCCGAGUUCGAUAUAAACGCUUUGGACGCUGAAAAGUUAUAAUAUUGCUGAAAAAUGACGAAAACCACCGAGGAAGCUGGAUACGAUCUCGUCCAAGCUUUAUUGAAAUUUCACGAUGGAACCCACGGUGCCCGAGACCGCAUGGUUCAUAAGCCCGGAUGGAAAAUGCUUUUUAUGAUGCUGAAAUAUUUAAACUGCUACCCGGAAUUAACUUUCUUGCCUUAUCAGUUGACUCCGAUUAUACUGGAAGUACCACCAGAAUAUCGUCAAAUUGUCUUGAAGAAUCCUAUGAUCGUUAGAAGACGAUAUGUAGAAUUAUUACCUAUAAAAUAUGGGUAUCGAGAAUUUUGGAAGACUCAUAUAAACCGUUCGAGGGCAUUGCCUUAUCAAUAUUUAUUGUGGGAAGGCGGUUUCGUACUGAUUGUAUUUUGUUUUUACGCCAUUGGCGAUAAUGUCAUACGUGUAGUAAAUAUCACAAUACAUUUUUCAAAAAAAGACGUACAACCCGAGCCCUUGUGCUAUCAAGAUAAACUCAUGCUGGAAGAGUGUUAUCCACUGGAUACGUUCAAUCCCGGAUUUGCAUUACCCAAACCAAUAUCGAUCAACACGAACAGGUGGACAAUUCUGCGAGAGUUAAAAGAAUCCAGUGACAAAAAAGGCAACGAACUGUUUUUGCUGUCGCUAUCGCCUUUAAUGGACGAAUUGUCUGACGAAGUGCUUACGGACACCAGGCGCAAAAUGUUAGAGCUGUUGGAAGAAGCUAUGAGUUGGAAAAGAAAUUUCGAUCGUUAGAAUGCAGCGGCGAUCGUGUCCUCGUAUUUCAAGACGUGUAUACUCUGUUUAAAUUUAAAAACGUUUGAAAACAUAUUUUUAGUUAUUUAUAAUAAUUAGUAUUAUGUAUACACAUACCUAUUAGUAUGAGUAAGUAUUUAUAUUAUUUUAUAAAACGUUCCCGUUAUUCGAUUGCUUAUUACAGACCUCAUAUUAGUCAUUAUUUAUUUAUUAUAUACACCUAUAAAUAUAAUAUGGGUAACAUUUAAGCUGUAAAAGUCAUGUAGGUACCUAUUUUAAUAAUUGU
Molecule: messenger RNA, 1289 nt
Organism: Myzus persicae (green peach aphid)
Lineage: Eukaryota; Metazoa; Arthropoda; Insecta; Hemiptera; Aphididae
Exons: 6
Coding region: 266-1003 (245 amino acids)
Molecular function (GO): DNA binding
Source: RefSeq, a predicted model, not a curated record